AUGCGGGUUGACCUUGCCAGGAUCACCGACCUGCGCCGCCUGCAGGCGGAGAUUCCCGGUUGCCGCCUGUGCCCGCGUUUGAAUGGUUGGCGGGAACGGAUCGCCCGAGACAAGGUGGCCCGCUUCCGGCACUGGGACUAUUGGAGCCGGCCGGUGCCCAGCCUGGGGCAAGCCGAUGCCCGCCUGUUGGUGGUCGGACUGGCGCCCGCCGCUCACGGCGCCAACCGAACCGGACGCAUGUUUACCGGGGACCGAAGCGGGGAGUGGCUUUAUCGCGCCCUUCAUCGACAUGGCUUCGCCAGCCAUCCCGAAUCCUCCCACCGCCAGGAUCCCCUGAGAUUGAUCGACUGCUACAUCACCGCCGUCCUCCACUGCGCUCCUCCGUCCAACAAGCCCAGCCCGCAGGAGAUCCGGAACUGUCGCCCCUACCUGCAGUUCGAAUGGGAGCAGUUGACUCGGUUGCGGGUCGUGCUGGCGUUGGGCCGAAUCGCCUUCGAUAACGUCUGGGAUCUCCACCGCGGCAACAGCCGGACCAGGCGUCCCCGCUUCGGACAUGGCCUCGAGGCGCCCCUCGACGGCGGCCGCCUGCUGGUGGCGUCGUUUCACCCCAGCCAGCAGAAUACCUUUACCGGGAAGCUGACCCAGAGCAUGUUCGACUCCAUCUUCCGGAGAAUCCGGCAGGUGAUCGAUGCCCGGUGA
Molecule: messenger RNA, 699 nt
Organism: Geodia barretti
Lineage: Eukaryota; Metazoa; Porifera; Demospongiae; Tetractinellida; Geodiidae
Source: the annotation of a GenBank genome assembly